UGUCAGGUCCAAUAUAGCGAAUCUAAAUUCGCAGUUAAGCCUCGCCGCAUAAAACGUUUACUCUCCACACUUCAUUUUGCUUCGUUCAUCGUCCCAACCUAACCCACAGCUUCUUCUACUCGAAGCUUCCCCUCUCUGGUUCCGAUUUAGGGCACUCCAACUCGGUCUCUGACUCAGAACCUUCAUCUCUGCUCUCUGUUCUUCAGGUUGUUGAUUGGUUUUGGAUAAACUUAUCUGAUUGUUCGCGCUUCUGUUGAUACUGGACACAAGGGAGGGCUGUCUUUCUGCACAGGGAAUUUUGGCAUGAUCUAUUGAAGUUCAUGCAAUGUCGGGCUUACUUAAUUCUUCUCUGAACGGAUCUGCGUCAAAUCUUCCAGAUGGUACGGGGCGGUCUUUUGCGACGUCUUUCUCUGGUCAGUCGGGUGUAGCCUCCCCAGUUUUUCAUCACUCUGGAACUAUUCAGGGGUUGCACAAUAUUCACGGGAGCUUUAAUGUUCCCAACAUGCCGAAUACACUUACAUCAAGAAACUUAACAAUAAAUCCUACUGGAGGGGUUCAACAACCUACAGCGAAUCUUUCUAGUGGAAGAUUUGCGUCAAAUAAUCUACCAGUUGCUUUGUCACAGCUUUCUCAUGGAAGUUCCCAUGGACAUUCAGGAGUCAACAGUAGAGGAGGUAUAAGUGUUGUCGGAAACCCUGGAUUUAAUACUAGCUCAAAUGGAGUUACUGGUUCUAUUCCUGGGAUUCUUCCAACUUCUGCUGCAAUUGGUAACAGAAAUGCUGUUCCAGGGUUGGGAGUAUCCCCAAUUUUGGGAAAUGCAGGUUCUCGAAUCACAAGUUCUAUGGGAAAUAUGGUUGGUGGAGGGAACAUUGGGAGGAUAAGCUCUGGAGGAUUGUCUGUUUCUGGUCUUGCUUCACGUUUAAAUUUAAGUGGAGGCAGUGGAUCUGGUGGCAUAGGUGUACCAGGACAAAAUCGUUUAAUGAGUGGUGUGCUUCCACAAGGAUCACCACAAGUAAUGUCAAUGUUAGGAAAUUCUUAUCCUAGUGCUGGAGGUCAGCUUUCACAAAGCCAUGUUCAAGCAUUAAAUAACUUGAACUCUAUGGGCAUGUUGAAUGAUUUGCAUUCCGGUGACAGUUCUCCUUUUGACAUCAAUGAGUUCCCUCAACUAACAAGUCGUCCUAGUUCUGCUGGUGGGUCUCAGGGACAGUUGGGUUCUUUACGAAAACAGGGUCUGGGAGGAGGCCCCAUUGGCCAACAAAAUCAAGAGUUUAGAAUUGAAAGUGAAGAUUUCCCAGCUUUACCAGGAUACAAAGGCGGCAGUGCAGAUUUUGCUAUGGAUAUGCACCAAAAAGAACAACUUCAUGACAAUCCUGUGUCAAUGAUGCAAUCGCAGCAUUUCCCUAUGGGUAGGUCUACUGGUUUCAGUUUGGGGGGAUCAUACUCAUCACAUCGUUCACAGCAACAACAGCAGCAUGCUCCUUCAGUCAGUAGCAGUGGGGUCUCUUUUUCACCUGUAAACAGCCAAGAUCUUCUCCACCUGCAUGGAUCGGAUAUUUUUCCAUCUUCGCACUCUACUUAUCAUUCACAGACCAGCGGACCUCCUGGAAUUGGAAUAAGGCCUCCAAAUUCUCCAAAUACAAUUUCUGGUGUGGGAUCAUAUGACCAGCUCAUCCAGCAAUAUCAACAACACCAGAACCAAUCCCAGUUCCGCUUUCAGCAAAUGUCAGCUGCAAAUCAGUCUUUUAGGGAUCAGAGCAUGAAGUCUAUGCAAACUGUGCAAUCUAGUCCAGAUCCAUUUGGUUUGCUUGGCUUGUUAAGUGUGAUCAGGAUGAGCGAUCCUGAUCUGACAUCUCUUGCUCUCGGAGUUGAUCUUACAACACUAGGGUUGAAUUUGAAUUCAUCAGAAAAUCUUCACAAGACUUUUGCGUCUCCGUGGUCUGACGAACCAGCUAAGAGUGAUCCAGAGUUCACUGUGCUACAAUGUUAUAAUGCUAAACAACCUCCCGCCCUGCACCAAGGAUAUUUUUCAAAGUUCUCUGUGGAAACAUUAUUUUAUAUAUUUUACAGCAUGCCUAGAGAUGAAGCACAACUAUAUGCAGCACAUGAACUUUACAAACGGGGCUGGUUUUAUCACAAAGAACAUCGUUUGUGGUUUAUAAGAGUUCCCAACAUGGAGCCACUUGUCAAAACAAACGCCUACGAGAGAGGAUCUUACCAUUGUUUUGAUCCAAGCAGUUUUAAAACGGUCCAGAAGGAUAAUUUUGUUCUCUAUUAUGAAAUGGUGGAAAAGAGACCCCUGGCUUAACAUUGAUGAGGAGAGGAAAGAAAACCUUCAAUGUAAAGUUUCUGUUUAUGGAUUUGUUUAGAUAGGAUGCAAGUAAUUUCGCAGCAUUAGCGUUUGUUCAAUUUGGCGUUAUUGCACUCUUAAAUUUGAUGCGCUGAGAGCUACUAUCUUUUUUUUGGCACCUUAAUAUGGAUUAUAGAUAAAAAUUGUAGACUUAAGGAUAA
Molecule: messenger RNA, 2508 nt
Organism: Lotus japonicus
Lineage: Eukaryota; Viridiplantae; Streptophyta; Magnoliopsida; Fabales; Fabaceae
Product: probable NOT transcription complex subunit VIP2
Exons: 14
Coding region: 326-2305 (659 amino acids)
Biological process (GO): nuclear-transcribed mRNA poly(A) tail shortening; regulation of DNA-templated transcription
Cellular component (GO): CCR4-NOT core complex; P-body
Source: RefSeq, a predicted model, not a curated record